CCAGGCCUGGCUACUGUUCCUCUCAUGUGUCCACAGAACCUACCUACCCAGGCCAACCAUGAGCUGGACCCUGCAAUGAGGAGUCCCCAGUCCAGGCCUGGCUACUGUUCCUCUUAUGGGUUCAUAAGCCUGCCUUCCCAGGCUGGUCACUUCCCCAACCAAAGCUCUGAUCUUCCUUGGUUCUUACAUCUCACAGAUGCUGAGACGCUUGCCUAGUUCAGAGGCCUCCUCUUCUCCUCUCCUCCAUUGACAGAGUCUGGACUGGUAUGGCCUGGAGGUGCUCACAACUGCUACUGGUCCCUGUGCAGCUGGUGCUCCUGGUCUCAGGUGUAUGGGGGCCCACAGUUAUAUCUGGAGAGUUCCAUAGAAUGGUAGGACAGAGCUUCUCCAUGCAGUGCCAGUACAAGCCUGAGGAGGGGCCUUAUGUGCUGAAAACGUGGUGUCGGCAAACAUCUCCAAAUAGAUGUAUGAGAGUGCUCACUACCUCCGAACCUCGGAAAGUAGUCAGGGAAUCACAGCACACGAUCUGGGAUGAUCCUAAAGCUGGCUUCUUCAACAUUACCAUGACUCAGCUAACAGAGGCUGACUCAGCGUUCUACUGGUGUGGUCCAUUUUAUGCUUCCGACAACAAAGUAACUGUUCUCAGAAACAUCAGCCUGGUGGUGUCUCCAGCCUCAUCAACUCUUCCUUCACAAACAACUGCUUGGAUCUCAGAAAGCACAGCCUCAUCAACUCUUCCUUCACAGACAACUGUUUGGAUCCCAGAAAGCACAGCCUCAUCAACUCUUCCUUCACAGACAACUGCUUGGAUCCCAGAAAGCACGGUCCUGACCACCUUUCCUGAGGAGAUCACUGACUCUUCCAUCAAUGGCUCUGAGCACAGAAACCAAAGUUCUUCCUCUCCUGGCUGGACCUCUCCGGGGCUUCUGGUCUCUGUGCAAUAUGGACUCCUCUUGCUCAAGGGCCUGAUGCUGUCAGUUUUCUGUGUGCUCCUUUGCUGGAGGCGUGGCCAGGGACGUGAGUACAUGGCAGAGACAGAGAUGAUGGAACUUUCAAAAUUACCUCACAUCUCCAAGUCCUUGGGCACGUUUAACCACAUCUCAGGGUAUGAGAAGAAAGCUAACGGGUUCUAAGUGAGCAGAGCAGCCUCAACUUCAGCUCUGCUGAACCCAUCAGGCAAGUUCUCGGGAGACAACAGCCAGACCCACACCUCAAAUCCAGCUAACUCCGGUAUUGCACACCCUCAGCAAUGCAUGCCCUGUAGCCCAGACUUCCCCAAAGAUGACCAACCACAGGAAGCUAAUCUGCAACACCCAGCUCAAGUACCUUCCCAGAACCCCACCCCUGGGCCUUUCUCAUCCUCUCUCCUGCUUUCAUUGGCAUCACAAACCUUACAGGCUCUAUUUCCCAAGUAAGCUAAGCACAAGGCCCGCACCUGUCCACUGUACUGAAGUUCACAAGUUUACAUUCUUGGUUUGCUCUAGAUUUCCUAAAACGAGGAGAAAAUAACUUAAAGGCUAACAUGGGGAAUCAAGAAAGGCUGUGUGCUGCAGACCACAAACCGAGAAAGUCCAGAAGUUAAAGUGGGAGAAGAAGGUGUUUUAAACAAGACUUCCCAAACCGACCCUUCAUGCAGCUGCACAUCAGAGCUGACCGCCAGGGGUCAGUAUUGUGCUGUCUUAUCCAGUGAUGCAAUUUCAUCCGCACAAAGUUUGCCCUUACAAAGAAGAUUGUUGGCUAGUGGGAGGAGGGGGUUAGAAUCCUGUAGGGAACAAAAAGAAUGUCACAUCUUUAAAACAAGAAGAGGCCAGAGUGAUGUCCAGCCCAUGUGACCUUCAGUAGAGCCUGGAUACUGACACUCAGCAUGAAUGUGGACAUCCACUAUUGACAACAAACUGAAUGCAGCCACAGACUUGUAACCAUAAAAAGGCCACUGUGAAGGGAACACAUUUUAUUCUUUUUAAAAUGUUAUGUGUGGGAGAAUAAAAUAUAGAUGUUUCUUCA
Apodemus sylvaticus (European woodmouse) is the source of this 2004-nucleotide messenger RNA. RefSeq names its product triggering receptor expressed on myeloid cells like 4 (gene Treml4). Gene Ontology annotation, cellular component: cell surface. Gene Ontology annotation, molecular function: signaling receptor activity. The record is from RefSeq and is a predicted model, not a curated record. Gene Ontology annotation, biological process: positive regulation of toll-like receptor 7 signaling pathway. NCBI's taxonomy places the organism in Eukaryota, Metazoa, Chordata, Mammalia, Rodentia, Muridae. The transcript is spliced from 8 exons. Bases 267 to 1133 code for a protein of 288 amino acids.